Messenger RNA from Malaya genurostris, 1925 nucleotides. RefSeq lists its product as uncharacterized. The record is from RefSeq and is a predicted model, not a curated record. The transcript has 4 exons. NCBI's taxonomy places the organism in Eukaryota, Metazoa, Arthropoda, Insecta, Diptera, Culicidae. The coding region runs from base 63 to 509 and encodes 148 amino acids.
UUUAAGGAGAGAAGUUCGAGUUUUCUUUUGAUAUUGUUAUCGAAAAUUAAUCACCAUUCAAAAUGGCCGCGCGAGCAAUCAUUGGUUACAUUUAUUGUGCACUGUGCAUAAUGGGACUCAUAAGUUGCAUUGUGUCAAGUGAUUCCAUGAUAUAUGAACAUAAUGGAAAAACUGAGAUCAACAACGGAAAAAUCUGCUUUAACAUAUUUGCUAUAACAACAAUUCUGUACACAGUUACUUUAAUCGUAGGCGUCGUGAAGCGUGAUGUUAUAAUUAUACAAAACUACAAACAGUACGUCACGGCCAUUUUCAACUUCGGACUUGUGGCACUACUCGUAACUGUUUUUAUUUUCAACGAAGCGUUCAAUUGGAACCUGGAUGCAACUCUCGGUUUAAUGGCGUUGGUGGGAAUUCCUCUCACAGUCAUUCAUCAACUGAUUUGUGUAAUUGCUGAUGUUCUGCUUGUAUAUGCAUCGAAUGCAAGCAAUGAAAUGAGGUCAGAUAAAUAGUGACUCUUCUUACAUGGAAAUAAUAAUAACAUAAUUGAUGAGAACAUUGAAUUCAAUUACUGUAUACUUUCAUUUCCUUCGAUAUAUUCAGAACGUUCGAAAAUUAUUUUAAACAUUCAAAUAUCAGUUUGUUAAACAUUUAUUGAGUAUAGUAAUAAGUUUGAUAGCACCUUAAUACUAAUCCCAUGUGAAAACUAACCAGAUCUUCUAAAAUAGCACAUUUGAAUUGCGGAAUAGUUACGAAAUGAGAACUUUUAUAAAAUUAUAGUGCAAGAAUAAAAACCGAGUGGAAAAAAUUUUAAAUAACAUUGUCUGUACUUAUUUUUCUAAUAUACAUUUAGCACUAUACAUUUAGGACAUUUUAAAAAAAAUAAUAUCUCGCAUCAUGAAUCUGGUCCAAAAAAAUUUUAAAAAAUUCACUUGAGAGAAUCCUUCUACCUUAUUGUAGGACUCUCUCGAUAUCCCAUUUAAAAACUCAAUUAAAAACAUUGACAUUGCUUUAACCUAUGACAGAAGAGCAAUUCCAGAAAUGCUUAGCAGAUCAUCAGACUCGACCCUCUCCGAUUUGGAUGAAACUUUGCUCAUGGCUUCAGUAUGGCAACCCAUAAGUUUUGGAUGGAGAGGUCAAUCCGACUCACGACUGAUUUUUAAAAAGGGCGUAUGUAGUUUAGCAUUUCUCAAAAAUUGCCUUUUUCAAAUCGUUGUAACUCGGAAACCGUUAAUUGUACAAAAAAGGCGUUCAGGAAGAAGUUGUAGCGAAUCAAUAGGACACUCUAAAAAAUAUACAAUGAAAAAAAAAUUGAUUUUUUUCUCAAUAAUUUCAAAAUGAACCAAUAAUAUUAAAUUAAAAAAAAUCAGGGUUUCGAUUUUUUUGAUAAUUUUUAUUUUAAAGCUCUUGUUAAAACCUACAUAUUGAUGGCGAUCCCAUCCGUGCCUUUUGAAAAAUGAAGAAGUUACAGCUAAAACAAUUUGCAGAUAUAUGCGAAAUUUCAAGUUCUCGUUGGAAGAUAAUCAUUUAAACAGUAGAACUAACGUAACUACGUCAAAACGAAUAAACACAUGGUGAAUCAAAGAGGUGUACCGUGUGCCAGUGCCUACAUACUGUUUAAAACCAACGUAUGUACCGGCGAAUUGCUCACUUAAAUUCUACCUGUCUCACAUAUAAAUAGCUAUGCAUCGUAGAACAGAUAUCAGUUUAUAACAAAUCUCUUUCGAAACAGUUAAAAUACUACAAUAUGGUUUUCCCAAAGUGUUGUAAACCUUUUCCUGGUUUUGUGUGUUUCAGAAAUUUUUUCCAAUUAAAAGAAACCAUAAUUGGAAAAUUAGAAGCUCGAAAGUACAUGGUUAAAUUUUACACCACGUUAAGCAUUUGUGAUCGCUGUCGUAGACGGGCUUAUAAAGGGUGAUUUUUUAAGA